This is a messenger RNA of Ananas comosus (pineapple), 1775 nucleotides long. Its product is annotated as cyclin-B1-1-like. NCBI's taxonomy places the organism in Eukaryota, Viridiplantae, Streptophyta, Magnoliopsida, Poales, Bromeliaceae. The record is from RefSeq and is a predicted model, not a curated record. Gene Ontology annotation, cellular component: centrosome; cytoplasm; nucleus. The transcript has 8 exons. Gene Ontology annotation, biological process: mitotic cell cycle phase transition; regulation of cyclin-dependent protein serine/threonine kinase activity. Gene Ontology annotation, molecular function: cyclin-dependent protein serine/threonine kinase regulator activity.
CGCAGGUGCAGAAUAAUCUCGCCAUUACUCAAAGCUUUGCUGCGAAACAGUUGGCAACCGCGCCAACUGCGGCGACCGUCGCUGCUGUCGCAAAGAAGAAGCCUGUAGCUGUUCCCGCCGGUGGAGCAGUAGGAAAAGGUGGCGUGAAACCGGCCAACAAGAAGGCUCCCACUGUUAAGCCUAAGCCCGAAAUUCACGCGGCCAACAAGAAGGCUCCCACUGUUAGGCCUAAGCCCGAAAUUCACGCGGCCAACAAGAAGGCUCCCACUGUUAAGCCUAAGCCCGAAAUUCACGCGGCCAACAAGAAGGCUCCCACUGUUAAGCCUAAGCCCAAAAACGUUAUCGAGAUCAGCGACGACAAGAACGAGGCGACGAAGCAGGUGUCGUCGACGACAACAACAGCAGCAGCAGCAGCAGUAGCAGCUAAUGCCGGUUCUCGCGGCAAACCUUCUCGAAAGAAAGUCCACACUUUCACUUACUUGAUCGCCGCCCGCAGCAAGGAUGCUUGCGGAUUAACUGGGAAACCGAAAGAGUUGGUACAAGACAUCGAUGCGUCUGACGCCGAUGACCAGUUGGCUGUUGUGGAUUACGUCGAGGACAUUUACCUGUUCUACAAACUUGCUGAGCAUAAGAGCCGACCCCACGACUACAUAGACUCUCAGGUAGAGAUCAAUGCGAAGAUGAGGGCCAUCCUCGCCGACUGGAUAAUCGAAGUGCACCACAAGUUCGACCUCAGGCCCGAGACCCUCUACCUCACGUUUUACGUCAUCGAUCGAUACCUCUCGAUGGAGAUGGUGCCGAGGAGGGAGUUGCAGCUUGUGGGUGUCGUUGCCUUGCUUAUCGCUUGCAAGUACGAGGAAAUAUGGGCUCCCGAGGUCAAUGAUUUCAUUUGCAUAUCAGAUAGGGCAUACACCAGGUAGCAGAUACUGGGGAUGGAGAAAACAAUUCUGAACAAGCUGGAAUGGAACUUGACUGUUCCGACGCCAUAUGUGUUUCUCCUCAGAUUUCUGAAGGCUGCAGCCAGUGAUAAGGAGAUGGAACAUAUGGUCUUCUUCUUCGCCGAACUGGGCUUGGUUCAAUACCCGGUGGUAAUGUAUUGUCCAUCGAUGGUCGCUGCUUCCGCAGUCUACGCAGCCCGCUGCACGCUGAAGAAGCAGCCUUUCUGGACCAACACGCUGCAGCACCACACUGGCUUCUCCAAGCAGCAGUUGUUGGACUGUAGUAAGAUCCUGGUGAACGCGCACGCAACCGCAACGGAAUGCAAGCAAAAGGUCGUGUACAAGAAGUACUCCCACGAGCAAUUCGCAGCCGUGGCUCUGCAUCCUGCGGCGACGAAAAUUAUGGAGGAGGAGUGAUCGUGGGUUGUUUUCUGUCCUUUUGUUCUUUUGUUUUCUGUUCUUUUGUUCUUUUGUUCUUUUGUUUGUUUCACCGUGCUUUCGAGUCUACAAGAGAAUCAAUCAUCUCAGUGAUGAUGAAUAGGAAUUAAGUGUUCUGUUUCCCAGGUGUUCAUACUCUAUUCCCAGGAGUAUGGUGUAUCCUACAGUUUAGUGCUUUCAGAUCAUGUUCAAUGUAGACUUUCUUCAUGUGGAUCAAUGACAAGUACAAAGAUGCUAAUUGAAAAGAGUAUAGAGAUGAUAAGUAUGAAUUCUCGUAUUGCUUUUCUAAUUUUGUCCGCCUUACUCGUGAUUGAAAGCUAAGACUGCUAGUCUACAAAAACAGGAAGAUAUAGAGUUAUUUUAAUUGAAAUUAUUUAGGGACUUCUGUCUUCAAUUACA